Molecule: messenger RNA, 675 nt
Organism: Meloidogyne enterolobii
Lineage: Eukaryota; Metazoa; Nematoda; Chromadorea; Rhabditida; Meloidogynidae
Source: the annotation of a GenBank genome assembly
AUUAAUUUAUUUUUCAGCUUCCAAAUGAAAAUCGCCCAGAUUUUCUUAAAAGGUCUAAAAUUUGAUUCCGGAAUUAUAAUUCUAAAAAGGCCUCUAUCUACAGCAAUAUCUGAAAUCGAAAAAUCAGAAAAUUACGACAUUUCACACAAAGCACCAGUCCUUCCAAAAAAGCUAAGAUCAACUGGCGAACCCCUUGACUUUGUUGAUUAUCAAAAGGUAGUGUGCUCUGGAGGAAAUGGUGGCAAUGGAGUUAUUUCGUUUUUGCGUGAAAAGAAUUUUGAAUUUGCUGGUCCAGACGGCGGCAAUGGUGGAAAUGGAGGUCAUGUCAUUUUUAAAGCUAAUUCAAAAGUCAGUGACUUAUCGAGAGUAGAAUUGUUAAUGAAAGCAGAAAAUGGACAGGCAGGUCAAGGAAAGUGUUGCCACGGCAAAAAUGGUGGCCAUUUAUACGUGGAUGUGCCAUUAAACACGCUUAUCAAACGACCAAGUGAAGAUGAACUUCGACCUGUAAAAGAGUCAAUUUGGGAACUAACCCAUGAUGGGGAAAUGUUUAUUGCUGCAAGAGGUGGUGCUGGUGGACAUGGUAAUGCUUUUUACCUAUCGAAUAUGGCAAGAAAACCGCUAAAAGCCGAAGAAGGAGGCCGUGGUGAAAAGGUAAAGGAUAGAUUAAGACGUUGA